UUGAUCCACGUCGAUCAUGUAUUCUCCUGACAGCAAAAAGCAAAAGAAGAUGUCUUCCCUCACGAUCUCUGCCGAAUGGGCUGCCCUGCAGCAACACUACCACUCCAAAGCAUCGGUCCUGCACAUGAGAGAGCUUUUUGAAUCGGAUCCCAAUCGGUUCGAGAAAUUCAGCAUGAAGCUAGACACACCUAAAGAUGGCAAGCUUUUGGUUGAUUUUUCAAAGAAUAUUGUUACUGAAGAAACUAUGAAGUUGCUGUUUGAUCUGGCCAGGUCCAGAGGAGUUGAAAGCAUGAGAGACAAGAUGUUCUCUGGAGAGAAAAUAAAUUUUACAGAGGAUAGAGCUGUCCUUCAUGUUGCUCUCCGAAAUCGCUCAAAUAAACCAAUUCUGGUUGAUGGGAAAGAUGUUAUGGGAGAUGUAAAUGGUGUACUACAGCACAUGCGAGAAUUUAGUGAGGCUGUAAGGAGUGGAACUUGGAAAGGCCACACGGGGAAGUCCAUUACUGAUGUUGUCAAUAUUGGGAUUGGAGGAUCAGAUCUGGGUCCAUUGAUGGUAACAGAAGCACUACAGCCAUUUGGACAAAAAGGAUUGAAUGUUCACUUUGUUUCCAAUAUUGACGGCACCCACAUCGCCAAGACACUGGCCAAACUGAACCCAGAAACUUCACUUUUCAUUAUUGCUUCCAAGACAUUUACUACCAUUGAGACCAUUACUAAUGCUACAACAGCAAAAACAUGGCUUUUAGAUGCAUUGAAAGAUAAAUCUGCAGUAAGCAAGCAUUUUGUUGCCCUGUCAACAAACGAGCAAAAAGUGACUGAUUUUGGGAUUGACAAGAAGAACAUGUUUGCCUUUUGGGAUUGGGUUGGUGGACGCUACUCACUUUGGUCAGCAAUUGGUUUAUCAAUAGCCAUCUAUAUUGGUAUGGAUAACUUUGAAGCUUUAUUGUCUGGUGCACAUGCAAUGGACAAUCACUUCUGCACUGCUCCAUUGGAAAAGAAUUUACCAGUUAUCCUGGCUGUGCUUGGCAUCUGGUACAACAACUUCUUUGGUACCCAAAGUCAUGGCCUGUUUCCUUAUGACCAGUAUAUGCAUCGUUUUGCUGCCUACUUUCAACAGGGUGACAUGGAGUCUAAUGGUAAAUACGUCACUCGGUUUGGCGAAGAGGUAGACUAUUCUACUGGACCGAUAGUCUGGGGAGAACCUGGUACAAAUGGACAGCAUGCUUUUUAUCAGCUCAUUCAUCAAGGUACGAAACUAAUCCCUGCUGAUUUUCUUGCUCCUGUCGAGACCCACAACCCAGUGGGAGAAGGUGUUCACCAUAAGAUCCUGUUGGCUAAUUUCUUAGCUCAAACCGAAGCCCUAAUGAAAGGAAAAACUUUAGAAGAGGCAAAGGCUGAAUUGGAGAAGGCUGGAGUCACUGGGGAGAAACUGGACAAAAUUGCACCACAUAAGGUCUUCAAGGGUAACAGGCCUACCAAUUCUAUCGUGUUUAAGAAGCUAUCUCCCUUUACUCUCGGGCUGCUCAUUGCUAUGUACGAGCACAAGAUCUUCACCCAGGGUGUCAUCUGGGGUAUUAACUCAUUUGACCAGUGGGGGGUUGAGCUUGGAAAGCAACUCGCUAAAGCAAUACAACCAGAACUAGAGGCUCCGGGACCUGUGACGUCACAUGACUGCUCCACCAAUGGUCUGAUCAACUUCAUCAAGGGCGAAGCUUGAAGGAAGUCGUGACUAAGAGACAUGAGAUUAGGUUGGUGACUAGGUGACAGACAGACAGACAGACAGACAGACAGACAUGAGAUUAGGUGGUGACUAGGUGACAGACAGACAAACAGGGGAAGACAGAAAGGGAGAAAAAGAGAGAGAGAUAAUUGUUAACGCCCACUCUAAGAACUGCUUAAUGUAAAAUCACUAGAGGAGACGUUAAAGUAAAAAAAAAUAAAAGCUUUAGUAGUACGAGCA
Actinia tenebrosa (Australian red waratah sea anemone) is the source of this 1957-nucleotide messenger RNA. RefSeq names its product glucose-6-phosphate isomerase. Gene Ontology annotation, biological process: glucose 6-phosphate metabolic process; gluconeogenesis; glycolytic process. Gene Ontology annotation, cellular component: cytosol. Gene Ontology annotation, molecular function: carbohydrate derivative binding; glucose-6-phosphate isomerase activity; monosaccharide binding. The record is from RefSeq and is a predicted model, not a curated record. NCBI's taxonomy places the organism in Eukaryota, Metazoa, Cnidaria, Anthozoa, Actiniaria, Actiniidae.